This is a messenger RNA of Diplodia corticola, 708 nucleotides long. RefSeq lists its product as uncharacterized. The coding region runs from base 1 to 708 and encodes 235 amino acids. The record is from RefSeq and is a predicted model, not a curated record. NCBI's taxonomy places the organism in Eukaryota, Fungi, Ascomycota, Dothideomycetes, Botryosphaeriales, Botryosphaeriaceae. The transcript is spliced from 3 exons.
AUGUCUCAGCCUGCCAUCGAGCCUACGAUACCUCAGCCCGGCGGCGAUGCCAACGUAUCCCCACCCGUUGUCAGCCAAGAUGAAGACCCACUGCUCAUCGCCCGCCAUAUUCACCGUACUGCCCACCGCCCUCAGCCAUUCCUUGCUCGCAGCUGCUGGCCCUCGCUAGCUCAGUUCUUUGCAAUUGAUCACCUCAUUGGAGUCAACAACAGCGCUCACAUCGUCUUCCUCGUUGUUCGCCAAGCCAAACCAGAGCAGCCACAGGCACAGCCCCAAUUGCAAGACCAGCAUGCAAUGCCUACUUCCGAAGCAAGCACGGUACCAGCCGUCGUGCUACCAACGAGCAAUCCUGCGGUCGCCUCUGCUCUGAACAACGACACAGACAUCACUCCAUCUUUCCGUCCACUGCCAUUCCCAGAGCAGAGAAUGGUCUGGGUGCAGACGUCCGUAUGGACAACCUUCAACGACGCCCUCAGGGAGCUCCGAGAAACUUUGAUGCGCAUGAUUCACCAGGAACCGGUGUUCAACUUCCAGCAUAGGCCCAUGAGCCUGGAGAAUCACGAGGGCUCGGAGGCCCAACCCGCGGUCGAUGGCAAGGAGGAGGGAAGCGAUGCUGAACAAGUCGCGAAAAGCAAGCGUGCCCGUUGCGAUAGCUCUGACGAAGUUCAGAGCAUGACAUUCGAAGACAAGAAGCACAAGAACAAGUGA